This is a messenger RNA of Orycteropus afer afer, 3903 nucleotides long. NCBI's taxonomy places the organism in Eukaryota, Metazoa, Chordata, Mammalia, Tubulidentata, Orycteropodidae. The record is from RefSeq and is a predicted model, not a curated record.
AAACACCCGAGCAGUUCCGGAGGAACCCGGGGAGUUCUGAGUGGUAAUCGAGGGGUUGAAUAUGGCAGUGGGCGGGGUCAGCUGGGUACGUUCAAAGGGCGUUGGCGGAAAUUACCGAAGAUGCCCGAAGCCGUUGGGACGGACCCGAGUACCUCACGCAAGAUGGCGGAGCUGGAGGAGGUGACUCUGGACGGGAAGCCUCUUCAGGCGUUGCGGGUGACCGACCUGAAGGCCGCACUGGAGCAGCGAGGCCUAGCCAAGAGCGGGCAGAAGAGUGCCCUGGUCAAGCGGCUCAAAGGGGCUUUAAUGCUAGAGAAUUUACAGAAACACUCAACACCCCAUGCUGCAUUCCAGCCAAAUUCCCAGAUUGGUGAGGAAAUGAGCCAGAACAGUUUCAUAAAGCAGUAUCUGGAAAAGCAGCAGGAGCUGCUUAGGCAGCGUCUGGAACGUGAAGCUCGAGAAGCUGCAGAACUUGAAGGAAAGAGCUCCUCUGUUUCUGAAGAAAAAGGUGAAUCUGAUGAUGACAGACCAAGGAAAGGAGAAAGACGAUCAUCUAGAGUCAGACAGGCAAGAGCAGCUAAACUCUCUGAAUGCAGCCAGGCUGCUGAGGAGGAAGAGGAUCAAGAAGCACCUUCCAGAAAUCUAAGGGUUAGAGCAGAUCGAAAUUUGAAAACAGAGGAAGAAGAGGAGGAGGAAGAAUUAUUUUUCUCCUUUGAGGAGGAGGAAGAGGAAAAUGAGGGACAAAAAUCAAGAGAGGCACCAAUCCUAAAACAAUUUGAGAAAGAAGAAGAGGAGGAGGAGAUGUCCAGAGAAAAACCAGAGGAAGUGAUGGAUGAGCGACCCAAAACCGUAAGAUCCCAGGAACAGGAAGGGUUAGAAAGAGGAGGGAGAGUGACAAGGUCCCAGGAAGAGGCUAGAAGAAGUCAUCUGGCCAGGCAUCAGCAAGAGAAAGAGAUGAAAGCAGCUCUCCUUGAAGAGAAAGAAAGAGAAAUAAAAUCUUUGAAAGGCUUAGAGGAAAAAUCAAAGUCCCCUUCCCCUCCUCAGUUGACUGAAGAUCUGGAGAAGAUCCCUCUUGUGCUACAACCAGAACAAACUGCCAGUGAGGAGGAGACUCUCCCACCUUUACUUACCAAGGAAGCGUCUUCCCCACCACCUGAUACACAACUCCGGAGUGAAGAAGAAGUAGAGCCCAUGGAAGGCCCAGCACCCCCUGUUCUCGUUCAGUUAUCUCCUCAUACAGAUACUGAAGCCAAGGAGCUAUUAAUAUCUCAGCAUACUGUCCAGUUGGUGGGAUGUCUGUCCCCUUUGUCAAGUCCUGCAGACACCAAAGUAGAAUCUCCUGCAGAAAAAGUGCCAGAGGAGAGUAUCCUGGCUCUAGUUCAGAAAAACACACUGGCUGAAUCCUCAGUACAGAAGGGUCUUGAAACUGAGUCAGAAAAAUCUGCUCAAUUACUGACUCUAAAAAUAGAAGAAUUAGCACCAGCCAAAGGGAUCACUGAGGAAUCUCUGAAACAGCCCUCUUUGGAACAAAAGGAAGGCAAAAGAGCUUCUCAUACUCUUCUCCCAAGCCACAGGUUGAAACAGUCAGCUGACUCUUCAUCCUCUAGCCGGUCUUCCUCAUCUUCAUCCUCCAGUUCUAGAUCAAGAUCUCAUUCUCCUGACAGCUCAGGCUCUCGAUCUCACUCACCCCCAAGGUCCAAGCAGAGAGAUGGAUCCUGGGCAUGUUCUCACCCCAACCCUUGUAGUAGACCCAAGAUGGGCUCCAGAUCAACAUCAGAGUCCAGGUCACGUUCCCGUUCACGUUCCCGUUCACGUUCCCGUUCAGCAUCAAGCAACAGCAGAAAAUCUCUAAGCCCUAGAGUCUCCAGGGACAGCAGCACCAGCUACACUGAAACCAAAGAUCCCUCUUCUGGUCAGGAGGUUGCAACUCCACCAGUGCCACAACUGCAGGUCCUUGAGCCAAAGGAGAGGACUAACAUCUCCUCGUCCUCUAUCCAAGUGAGGCAUAUGAGCCAACCUGAGCCAGCUGAAAAGCGUGUGACCCAGAGGUUACAACCUGAGCGGGGGAGCCCAAAGAAGUGUGAAGCUGAAGAGGCAGAGCCACCAACUGCCACACAGCCCCAAACCUCAGAGACUCAGACCUCUCAGCAACCAGAAUCAGAAAGGAUUCAGCACACUGUUGAGGAGAAGGAGGAAGUGAACAUGGACACAACUGAAAACAGACCUGAGAAUGAGGUUCCAGAGGCCCCUAUGCCUAUUGCAGACCAAGUCAGCAAUGAUGACCGCCCUGAGGGCAGUGCUGAAGAUGAGGAGAAGAAAGAGAGCUCGCUGCCCAAAUCAUUCAAGAGGAAGAUCUCCGUUGUCUCAGCUACCAAGGGGGUGCCAGCUGGAAACAGUGACACAGAGGGGGGCCAGCCUGGUCGGAAACGACGUUGGGGCGCCAGCACAGCCACCACACAGAAGAAACCUUCCAUCAGUAUCACCACUGAAUCACUCAAGAGCCUCAUCCCCGACAUCAAACCCCUGGUGGGGCAGGAGGCUGUUGUGGAUCUUCAUGCUGAUGACUCCCGCAUCUCUGAGGAUGAGACUGAGCGUAAUGGUGAUGAUGGGACCCAUGACAAGGGGCUGAAGAUAUGCCGAACAGUCACUCAGGUAGUACCAGCAGAGGGCCAGGAGAAUGGACAGAGGGAAGAAGAGGAAGAAGAGAAGGAGCCUGAAGCAGAACUCCCUGUAGCUCCCCAAGUUUCAGUAGAGGUGGCCUUACCUCCACCUGUGGAGCAUGAAGUAAAGAAAGUGACUUUAGGAGAUACCCUAACUCGACGUUCCAUUAGCCAGCAGAAGUCUGGAGUUUCCAUUACAAUUGAUGAUCCUGUCAGAAUUGCUCAGGUGCCCUCCCCACCCCGGGGCAAGAUCAGUAAUAUAGUCCACAUCUCCAAUUUGGUUCGUCCCUUCACUUUAGGCCAAUUAAAGGAAUUACUGGGACGUACAGGAACCCUGGUGGAAGAGGCCUUCUGGAUUGACAAGAUUAAAUCUCACUGCUUUGUAACGUACUCAACAGUAGAGGAAGCUGUUGCCACCCGCACAGCUCUGCAUGGGGUCAAAUGGCCCCAGUCCAAUCCCAAAUUCCUCUGUGCUGACUAUGCUGAACAAGAUGAGCUGGACUAUCACCGGGGCCUCUUGGUGGACCGUCCCUCUGAAACUAAGGCAGAGGAGCAAGGGGUCCCACGACCCCUGCACCCCCCGCCCCCACCCCCAGCCCAGCCACCACAGCAUCCCCGGGCAGAGCAGCGGGAGCAGGAGCGGGCGGUACGGGAACAGUGGGCAGAGAGGGAACGGGAAAUGGAGCGGCGGGAGCGGACCAGAUCAGAGCGUGAAUGGGAUCGGGACAAAGUUCGAGAAGGGCCCCGUUCCCGAUCACGGUCCCGUGACCGGCGCCGCAAGGAACGUGCGAAGUCUAAAGAAAAGAAGAGUGAGAAGAAAGAAAAGGCUCAGGAGGAACCACCAGCCAAGCUGCUGGAUGACCUUUUCCGCAAAACCAAGGCAGCCCCUUGCAUCUAUUGGCUCCCACUGACAGACAGCCAGAUUGUUCAGAAGGAAGCAGAGCGGGCUGAGCGAGCCAAGGAGCGGGAGAAGCGGCGAAAGGAGCAAGAAGAAGAAGAGCAAAAGGAACGGGAGAAGGAAGCUGAGAGGGAACGGAACCGACAGCUGGAGCGGGAGAAACGUCGAGAGCACAGCCGGGAGAGGGACAGGGAGAGAGAGAGGGAAAGGGAACGAGACAGGGGUGAUCGAGAUAGGGAAAGGGACCGGGAACGAGGCAGGGAGAGGGAUCGAAGAGACACCAAGCGCCACAGCAGGAGUCGGAGUCGAAGCACACCUGUGAGGGACCGGGGUGGGCGCCGUUAG